AUCUAGAUGUAGAUCGACGAAGCACGGAUGAAUUGCAAAAUGCCAAGCUAUAUCCAAUCAACAAGACUUACUCACUCCGUGUACUUGGAGGAUAUCGAUUGCAUCCUUUGCCAUCGUUCUUUCAACGGAGUUGAACAAUUCCUCAUCCGAUGGAAACAUGUCACUCUGGCAUCACCACGAUCAGCUGUAGUAUCAUGGCAUCCAAUCUCGGAAUUGUCAAGAUGCUUGCAGUUGGUCCAAACCUAUGUCGAAGAACAAGGAGUUGGCGAGGGCAAAGCGUCUGGUCUUCAGCUGCCUCUGCUGCCGACUAGUAGGAAGAGAAAGACCCCAGACCACGAGCACGAGCACGAGCACGAGCACGAGAUAGAACGAUCACAAGUCAACAUUCGGGGAGCAUCUGGCCUGCUUUCCCCAUUGCCUUCACAUGUCGGCUCUGUGUCUCCGAAGAUGCUUUCUCCAGAAUUUGACGUACUCGUGUAUAAUGGUUUCUUAAAACGCAAAUGCGGCCGCAUCUUCGCUUUGCAUUUGCGACGAUUCAGCGACAGUUUUACUGAGAUUGAUGCGACAACUUUGCCAAAUGCCGACAUGACCCGAGCCGCGAGGCUAACACCAUUGGUGUCGACUGCACGAGCUAUCCGGUUAGGAUUUCUCGAGAAGCUACGACGAGUGAACGGGCUGUAUCUCGAGAACAAGGUCAAUAGCACCACGCCACCGCUGCACUUUCGAUUUAUCAAAGAAUACGUCUUUUUGGAUGACGAGCUCCAGACCUCAAACGAUGCGUUUGUAGGUUGCCAGCAAUGUCGACCGAACAUGGGCCAGAAUAUUGGCUGCGAAUAUACUCAGAAGUGCGAUUGUCUCGAAUACGCUAAUGUUGAUGAAGAAAAGCUGAAGAGCACCAACCUCGUCAUGUACAAUAAAUACAUCGAAGACCUUAAGACUAGCGGCCAAGUCGACACUCUCGGUCUGCCGAAGCGCUUUCCUUACACGAAGCCGAACCUUGACAAUCCCAACGUUCCCCAGAAGUUGCUCGCGUACUACCGCGAAUCACGAUAUCCGAUCUACGAAUGCAAUCACAAGUGCAGGUGCGGCCCUCGGUGCAAAAGUCGCCUUGUACAGAAGGGCCGCAAAGUACCGCUCACAAUUUUCAAGACGGACAACAAGCGUGGGUGGGGCGUGUAUUGCAACGAAGACCUCGUUCAAGGCCAAUUCAUCGAUACCUACCUCGGAGAAGUAAUCACAAGCCAAGAGGCUGAUCGUCGAGAAGCCGACAGCGGCUCAGAGAAGAACAGCUACCUCUAUGCCCUUGACAAAUUCGUGGGUGAAGGUGGGAUCACUGAAGAGAAUUGCUUAGUAAUCGAUGGGCAAUACAUGGGGGGACCGACUCGUUUCAUCAAUCACAGUUGUGAGCCAAAUUGUCGACAGUACACGGUGUCGUACAACAAGUAUGACAACAGACUCUACAACUUAGCCUUCUUUGCGUACGAGAACAUUCCUGCAGGCGUCGAAUUGACGUUCGACUACAUGGACUUGGACGAGGUCGAAGAGGAUGAAGCAAUUCGACUUCGUGAGGCAGCGAUGAAAGAUCCUCGCAACGCUGGCAGGGUUCCGUGCAAUUGUGGAACGGUCAAAUGCAGGGGGUUUCUAUGGGAUCAAUCGCGAGACGAGGCGUAGUGAUGUCGUGAACGAGGUUGGAUGACUGUAUGGCGCUAUGUACCGAGCACGGUGCUUUCUGGAUGCGCAUUAUUGAUUUGGAUGAUACCCCCCUUGCACUGUUGUGAUGAACUGCGGAGUCGUCGACACUUGAUCAUGCAUUUACAAUCUUAUCGAUGGGGCCGGAGUUUAUGCAGCAUUUUCUGUUUUCACGGUUGCGGGCGACGAGCUAUGGACAGCCAGAAGACUUCUGAGCUCAAUACUCGCCGUCGCAGUUUGCUUGCCGAGUCUCCAAUGGCCGAGAUCAACGUUGUAUGAUUAGUCAUAAGAUUUUUCAAAGAGGGGCCUUCGAUGCGAAGUUUCCAUGUCCAUCGAGUGUGACAUAUUGCGGAAUGUAAUAAAUC
Molecule: messenger RNA, 2054 nt
Organism: Dissoconium aciculare CBS 342.82
Lineage: Eukaryota; Fungi; Ascomycota; Dothideomycetes; Mycosphaerellales; Dissoconiaceae
Product: SET domain-containing protein
Exons: 2
Coding region: 28-1671 (547 amino acids)
Cellular component (GO): nucleus
Molecular function (GO): zinc ion binding; protein binding; histone methyltransferase activity
Source: RefSeq, a predicted model, not a curated record